GGACUGCUUGUGCUCGGCGCUGCCGCUGUUCAGUGUUCAGGGUGAGGUGAGCGAGUGAACGCUGCUGUCGGAGUGGGACGGGCGCACAGCAACGGGGCUCUGGACGGUAAACUCCACAGAUGAAGAAAUUACUACAGCUCUGAGGUUUUUAACCAGGACAGCUGAUUGAUCGUCAGGUUAUCGUAUGACCAGUGUGAAGAGGACGCUGGAAAUAGUGGGUUUACGGUUCCCUCAGCUGAAGCGCAAGUUGUUGUCAGUACUGCAGGUCAGCGAGUGAGUGAGUGAGUUUGGCUUGGAGUUAGCUAGCUGAUACGCUAACCUUUUACGCUUUUAAAUUCAUCGCAGCUUGGAGAAAUGGCUUUGCGAGCGAGAGCUCUGUAUGACUUUAAUUCAGAAAACCCAGGAGAGAUAUCGGUGAAAGAGGACGAGAUUGUAACUCUGUACAGCGAGCAGGGCGUUGAGGGCUGGCUGGAGGGGGCGAACAGCAGAGGGGAGAGAGGGCUCUUGCCUGCGUCCUACGUCGAGAUUUUGAGAAAUGACACCGUCUCGUCUUUUAACCACAACUCUCGAUAUCCCACUGGUGGUUUUGACAUCAAAAAUCAGACUCAAGAGAGCUACAACACUGCACCAGCAUCCGGCUUCACAGCCUACCAUGCACUACCUCAGCAACAACAACAACAUCCAGGGACUCCAGCCAGUGAUGAUGAUUGGGAUGAUGACUGGGACGAUCACUCGUCUGUAGCUGAUGAACCAGGGGUUGUUGGUAGAGGAUAUAGGAAUUAUGAAGGAAACGGACCCUCUGGCUACAGCAUCUCCACCUCCUCCAUGCCUAGAGGUGCACAGCAAGCCAAAAGUUCAGCCACAGUGAGCAGAAAUCUGAACAGGUUCUCCACUUUUGUGAAGUCAGGAGGUGAGGCGUUCGUGCUGGGGGAAGCGUCUGGCUUUGUGAAGGAUGGGGAUAAAAUCUGCGUGGUGAUGGGUCAAUAUGGUCCGGAGUGGCAGGAGAACCCGUACCUGUUCACUUGCAAUAUUGAUGACCCCACCAAGCAGACGAAAUUCAAAGGCAUGAAAAGUUACAUUUCCUACAAGCUGACGCCGACCCACACACAGAGCCAGGUCAACAGAAGAUAUAAGCAUUUCGAUUGGCUCUACGCCAGAUUGGUGGAGAAAUUUCCUGUCAUUUCGGUGCCACACAUCCCUGAAAAACAAGCCACUGGUCGCUUCGAAGAAGACUUUAUUUCGAAAAGGAGAAGAGGGCUGAUAUGGUGGAUGAAUCAUAUGACCAGUCACCCUGUACUAGCCCGGUGUGAUGUUUUCCAGCACUUCCUCACCUGCUCCAGCAUGGAUGAAAAGUCUUGGAAGCAAGGGAAGCGGAAAGCCGAGAAGGACGAGAUGGUCGGUGCCAACUUCUUCCUCGCCAUCAGCACUCCAGCAGCCCCUCUUGACCUGCAAGACGUUGAAAGCAGGAUUGACGGAUUCAAGGCCUUCACCAAGAAAAUGGAUGACAGCGCAAUCCAAGUCAAUGCCACGCUCAGCGAGUUCGCGAGGAAGCAGAUAGCCGGGUUUAAGAAAGAGUAUCAGAAAGUGGGACAGUCUUUUAAGUAUCUAAGUCAAGCAUUCGAGAUAGACCAGCAGUCGUACUCGGUCGGUUUGAACCAAGCAAUUGCAUACACAGGGGAAGCCUACGAAGCUAUUGGAGACUACUUUGUGGAGCAGCCUAAACAAGAUGUGGACCCACUGAUGGAUUUGUUAGCCCUGUACCAAGGACACCUUACCAACUACCCUGAUAUCAUCCAUGUACAGAAAGGUGCUCUGACAAAGGUGAAGGAAAGCCAGAAGCACGUAGAGGAAGGGAAGAUGGAGAGCCAGCAGGCAGAUGGGAUCAGGGAACGCUGCAACAUCAUCUCGUUCGCCACACUGGCUGAGAUCCAGCACUUCCAUCAGACUCGAGUGCGGGACUUCAAGUCCCAGAUGCAACAUUACCUACAGCAGCAGAUCGGCUUCUUCCAGAAGGUCACAGGCAAGCUGGAGGAGGCUCUGCAGAAGUAUGACAAUGCCUAAAUGAACACUGUUCAGAUUGAACCGACAGAGCUUCAGAAUUAGCCAGCCCUUAGCAAUAUACAACAAAACCAAGAGUCAAAAAGAGUCUAAUAUUUAUGAAAUCUAUCCCCAUACAAUGAAUGUCCGUUAUAAGGAACUGAAGAUUGUUUGGGGCGAAAUGGCGAUGGUAAUAGUCUAGUUUGGACUGUUUUUCUCUGUGAAACUGAUGAUGAAGACAGAGACACGAGACCAGAAAGCAUGGAAUGUCUUCGAUCCUGCUACUAAUGUCAUAUUUUAAACGUGUUCUUCACACAGAUAAAUUAGAUAUUGUUAUAACUCGAGGAGCUCGUAUAGCUCCUCACUGCCACCUUUUAAACACUUUGAACCGUUUUAGCAGUUCUUAGAACUUUACAGACCUUACAGAGCCACUGUCGUGCCUUUCAAUCUCGUCUCGGUAUUUUUAUAAUUUCUUAAAAAGAACUAUAUAUUAUUCUUAUUCUGAGAUUUGUUUCAUAUGGUUUGAUUUUAUUAGCUUAUACAAAUGUCACUCCUGCUUAAAAUGGCGGGCGAAGGAGUAGCUGGCUCAUGUUUGGAGAUGAGCGUGGGAGUAGCUGGACAUGAUGCCCUAAUUUGGUAUCCCGUCUGAUUUAUUUCCCCUUCCCUCCCUAUGAUAUUCCGGUUCCAAUGCAAAACAGAAUGUGCAUUUUAGGGAAAACAGUAGUGUGCGUCAGAUCACCUGCCGUCAUUUGGAGACAAUUGAGCAGGAACCUGAAAAAUUUUUAAACAUGAUGUAAACAGGAAGCACAACUCUCAGGAUAACAAGAGUUCAUUUUGGACACUUCAGCCUACCAUUUUUUCAAAUAAUGACAUAUUACUCAAAACGAGAAUCCAGUUUAUUUUCUACUGCAGAUUUUUACUUCUCGUUGUGCAGGACGCACCACACCUAGAUGUCCUGAAAUGUUAAAGAUUCCAAAUAAAUUGUUUACAUAACUGCUUGUUGCAUUGAAUAUAUUUUUGUAUUGUAUGUGUUUUGAAGUAGGCAUUGCAAACACCACAUAUAUAACAGAACAGUUUUCCUAAAAGAGCACAUUUUAUUUUCAUUCUUUACCUUUGUUGUUUCUCUGGUUCUUUCGCUGGUUUAUUCAGUGUGUAUAACCAAUAUUGCCGCAGUUUCAGUGCAAACAUGAGGGUUGUGCCGAAGGAAGGAGGAAAGCUUUUAAAGGUGGGGUAAGCGAUUUCUGGUAGCCAAUGUUGACAUUUGAAAUCACCAAAACAAAC
Molecule: messenger RNA, 3318 nt
Organism: Sinocyclocheilus grahami
Lineage: Eukaryota; Metazoa; Chordata; Actinopteri; Cypriniformes; Cyprinidae
Product: sorting nexin-18-like
Exons: 2
Coding region: 355-2061 (568 amino acids)
Biological process (GO): mitotic cell cycle; endosomal transport; cleavage furrow formation
Cellular component (GO): plasma membrane; cytoplasmic vesicle
Molecular function (GO): phosphatidylinositol binding; protein binding
Source: RefSeq, a predicted model, not a curated record